UCCCGUGACCCGUGCCUCGUGAAACGUAACACCGGCAUAGUCAACGUACGGCGCAUGUGUCGCUGGAAGUCUGGGAACGUUUUUCCGUUCCAUUCGAGACGUAAUCCGUUUCGUUUUACAAAUAUGAUCCCUAUAAGCGAUCUCGACCAAUUAACGAUAUGGUUAUAAGAAUGCAGGGCUACACACGUACGCGAUAAAAAGGAUAAUUCUUAAAGUUGAAAAACCCCAGCCUUUAAAUGUUAUCGCUGAUUUUGAAAGGUACGAUUUGUCGAAAUAAUUUAUGGACCGAACGUGUGGUACCUGUUUUAAGUGAUAUACAAAUUUGUUUAACGAUAAAGCGAUUAAAGCAUAACAAAAUGGUAAAGUACCUAAGUCAAUCGGAAGCAAUCAACGUUGAUAAAGAUCUGUUUGAAAAGUAUAAAUUUAGCGUGGACCAAUUGAUGGAAUUAGCUGGUCAAAGUUGUGCCAUAGCAAUAGCAAAGUCAUAUCCUUUGUUAGAUGCUUUUUCAAAUAGAAUUCUGGUUUGCUGCGGACCAGGAAAUAAUGGUGGCGACGGUUUAGUAUGUGCAAGACAUUUGAAACAUUUUGGUUAUUCUCCCGAGAUUUAUUAUCCAAAAGAAACCGACAAUCAAUUGUAUAAAAAUCUUUUGCAUCAAUGUAAAGAAAAUGAUAUAACUAUUUUGGAAAGUGGAUUUAUAAAAGAUAAAGAUGUCGUUGAACUUUUAAGUGGAUUCAGAGUCAUAGUGGAUGCUGUGUUUGGAUUUAGUUUUAAACCUCCUGUAAGGGAUACUUUUGUUCCUAUUAUGAGGAUAUUGAAAACCGCAUCUAUUCCUAUAUGUAGCAUAGACAUACCUUCAGGGUGGGAUGUCGAAAAUGGUCCAUCUGUAAAAGAUGAUAUAUGUCCAGAAAUGUUGAUAUCCUUAACAGCGCCAAAGAUGUGCGCAUUAAAAUUCAAAGGAAAGUUUCAUUAUCUAGGAGGCAGAUUUGUACCUAAAAAGCUAGCAUCAGCUUAUAAUCUUAAUUUACCAAUGUAUCCAGGGACGGAUUUAAUCGUAUCUCUGUAAUAAUAAAAUAUAUUUGUAAUUUU
Molecule: messenger RNA, 1087 nt
Organism: Vespula pensylvanica (western yellowjacket)
Lineage: Eukaryota; Metazoa; Arthropoda; Insecta; Hymenoptera; Vespidae
Gene: Naxe
Product: NAD(P)H-hydrate epimerase
Exons: 2
Coding region: 237-1064 (275 amino acids)
Cellular component (GO): mitochondrion
Molecular function (GO): NAD(P)HX epimerase activity
Source: RefSeq, a predicted model, not a curated record